Messenger RNA from Mya arenaria, 882 nucleotides. RefSeq lists its product as uncharacterized. The transcript has 4 exons. Bases 279 to 692 code for a protein of 137 amino acids. The record is from RefSeq and is a predicted model, not a curated record. NCBI's taxonomy places the organism in Eukaryota, Metazoa, Mollusca, Bivalvia, Myida, Myidae.
CUGAAGUAAGCCUGGCAUACACUGUGUGCCAAUAGAUGUGGGUAUGAAUUAAAGGUAAAUCCAGCCUAAUCUUCUUACAAUCAGAUUAACGCGACAAUUUUUAUAACCAGCCUUCAAUCGAUUUUACCUAUUGUUUUUGUAAUUAAAAUGUGUGAGUAUUGCCAGUAUCACUGAAAUAAAUAAAACUAAAUGUAAAAGGGAUACACAUACAAAAUAUAUAUCACCUACCCCUGGAUGGACUAAUGAAUGAAUCAAUCAACAACUAUCCAUAGUCAACUAUGGCGAAUAUAACAGCCAACAACGAUGACCAGCCAUGGUACAAGGAUCUUGCCGACCCGGAGCUAGGCGUGGUGGGUGGCCUAUCUAACGCCGCGUUUUUCGGUGGCAUCAUCGGAGGCUUGGUGCUCAUUGUCGCCAUCGGUGGACUCAUCUACCACUGCAAACGGAAGAAGGAGCUGGAGGAGGAGGUGAGGAAGGCGGAGCAGGAAAAGGCGAGGGCCAACAACAAGGUGGCGCCCACGGGUGACCUGUAUGAGGAGAUGGAGGACGAGAUCGCCAAGCACGAGGCACAGAAGAAGAAACUCUCCAAAUACCUCGCCUUUCUGUUACAAAAGGACGGGGCGGGCCUCGCCGCCGCCAACCAGAGACGCGCAGCAGCCCAGCGGGCUGCGGCGAAUAAAGGCUGGUUUUGAGAUGACGCGGGAUUGUUUGAUACAGCAUUUUGCGUGGCUCAUAAUUUGUUUUGAUAAUUUAUGAAAGUAAAAACACUGAAUAGUGCAUUUCUUGUUUGACGUACGUGUGUGACAUUUGAGGUGGCGCCAACAGGUGACCGGUAUGGGGAGAUGGAGGACGAGAUCGCAAGAGGCACAGAUGAAAUAACUC